UGUAGCAAGGUGUAUAUAAGUUUUUGUGUGAGAGACUGACUUGAUUUGUAAACUUUCAGUUAAAGCACAAUAAAAAUUAAAAAAAGAAAAAAUGAAAUGGAAUGCAUGAGCAUCGAUAUCCUAGGCAUUAGUGAACUGAAAUGUACUGGUAUUGGCCAUUUUGAAUCAGACAGUCAUAUGAUAUACCCUGCCAGCAGUGGCAACUUUAAGAGGAAUGGCAUUCAUCAUCAAAAAGAACAUUUCAAGAUCUAUCCUGAAGUAUGACGCUGUCAGGGAUAGAAUAUCCAUAUGCCUGCAAAGAAGAUCAGUUAAUCUGACUAUUAUCCAAAUUUACGUACCAACCACUAAGGCCAAAGAUGAAGAAAUUGUAGAUUUUUACCAACUUCUGCAGUAUGAAAUUGACAGAACAUGCAACCAGGAUCCUUGAAAAUUAUUGGAGAUUGGAAUCCAAAAGUUGGAAACAAAGAAGAAGGAUCAGUAGUUGGAAAGUACGGCCUCGGUGAUAGAAAUGAUGCUGGAAACUGCAUGAUAGAAUUUUGCAAGACCAACAACUUCAUUGCAAGUACCUUUUUUAACCAACAUAAACGGCGAUUAUACACAUGGACCCUACCAGAUGGAAUACAUAGGAAUCAAAUCAACUACAUUUGUGGAAAGAGAUGAUGGAAAACCUCAAUAUCAUCAGUCAGAACAAGGCCAGGACUGACUGCAGAACAGACCAUCAAUUGCUCCUAUGCAGGUUCAAGUUGAAACUGAAGAAAAUUAGAACAAGUCGACAAGAGUCAAAGUAUGACCUGAGUAUAUCCCACCUGAAUUUAGAGACCAUCUCAAGAAAAAAUUUUUUUUUCUUCAAGAAUAGAUUUGACGUGUUGAACACUAAUGAGUGAAGACCAAAUGAGUUGUGGAAUGACAUCAAGGACAUCAUCCAUGAAGAAAGCAAGAGGUCAUUGAAAAAGCAGGAAAGAAAGAAAAGAGCAAAAUGGAUGUCAGAAGAGACUUUGAAACUUGCUCUUGAACGUAGAGUAGCCAAAGUGAAAGGAAGAAAUGAUAAAGUAAAAGAGUUCAACAAAAGCAGCUUGGGAAGACAAAAUAGUAUAACAACAUAUGAAAAGACCUGGAGAUGGGAAACCAAAAGAGAAGAACAUGCUCUGCAUUUCUAGAACUGAAGAAAAAAUUCAAGCCUCAAGUUGCCAUAUUGAAGGAUUCUAUAGGGAAAGUAUUAAAUGACUCAGGAAGCAUCAAAAGAAGAUGGAAGGAAUACACAGUCACUAUACCAAGAAGAAUUGAUUGAUGUUCAGCCAUUUCAGGAGAGACCAUAUGAGCAAGAACCAGUAGUACUGAAGGAAGAAGUCCAAGCUGCAGUGACGGCAUUGGUGAAAAACAAGGCUUCAGGAAUUGACGGAAUACCAAUCGAGAUGUUUCAACAGACAGGUUCAGCACUGGAAGUACUUACUUGUCUAUGCCAAGAAAUUUGGAAGACAGCUACCCAGCCAAUUAACUGGAAGAGAUCUGUAUUUAUGCCUAGUCCCAAGAAAGGUGAUGCCACCGAAUGCGGAAAUCAUCAAACAACAUCAUUAAUAUCACAUCCAAUCAAAAUUUUGCUGAAGAUCAUUCAAAAGCGGCUACAGCAGCAUGUCGACAGGGAACUGCCGGAAAUUCAAUCUGGAUUCAGAAGAGGACGUAGAACCAGGGAUAUCAUUGCUGAUAUUAGAUGGAUCCUGGAUGAAAGCAGCAAAUACCAGAAGGAUAUUUACCUGUAUUUUAUUGACUAGGCAAAGGCAUUCGACUGUGUGCAUCAUAAAAACUUAAUGGAUAAUGUUGCGAAGAAUGCAAAUUCCAGAACACUUAAUUGUGCUCAUGAGGAACCUGUACAUAGAUCAAGAGGCAGUGUUUCGAACAGAACAAGAAGAUACUGCGUGGUUUAGAGUCAGGAAAGGUGUGUGUCAGGGCUGUAUCCUUUCAGCAUACCUAUUCAGUCUGUAUGCUGAGCAAAUAUUCCAAAAAACUGGACUAUAUGAAGAAGACUGGGGCAUCAGGAUUGGAGAAAGACUCACUAACAACCUUCGAUAUGCAGAUGACACAACCUUGCUUGCUGAAAGUGAAGAGGACCUAAGCACUUCCCAAUGAAGAUCAAAGACCAUAGUCUUCAGUAUGGAUUAUACCUCAACAUAAAGAAAACAAAAAUCCUAAUAAAUGGAGAAAAGAUUGAAAUCAUCAGGGAUUUUAUUUUACUCGGAUCCACAAUCAACACCCAUGGAAUCAGCAGUCAAGAAAUCAAAAGAUGCACUGCAUUGGGCAAAUCUGACCUCUUUAAACUGUUGAAAAGUAAAGGUGUCACCUUGAAGACUAGGGUGUGCCUGACGCAAGCCAUGGUGUUGUCAGUUGCCUCCUAUGCAUGUGAAAGCUGGACAAUGAACAAAGAAGACCGAAGAAGUAUUGAUGUCUUUGAAUUGUAGUAUUGGAGAAGAAUAUUGAAUAAACCAUAGAGUGCCAAAAGAGUGAACAAAUUUGCCUUGGAAGAAGCACAACCAGAAUGCUCCUUAGAAGCAAGGGUGGCGAGACUGCAUCUCAUGUUGGACAUGUUGUCAGGAGGGAUCAGUGCCUGGAGAAGGACAUCAUGCUGGGUAGAGUGCUAGUGAAAAACGAGGAAGACCCUCAACAAAAUGGAUUGACACAGCUGCUGCAACAACGGGCUUGAGUUUAACAACGAUCAUGAGGAUGGCGCAGGACAGGGCAGUAUUUCGUUCUGUCGUACAUAGGGUCGGUAUGAGUCAGAGUCGAGUCUGUGGCACCUUAAAAACAACGUGUUCUAGGUUCCUCCAUAUUACGGUAGGUAUCAGUACUUCAUUUCAUCUUCCAUCUUGUUGCUGAAUGAUAGGCCGUUGUCUAGACACCGCGUUCGUUUCGUCUGUUCAUCGGUUGGUGAACAUUGGAUUUGUUUCCGGUUUUUGGCUAUUAUCCAUAAUGCUGCUGUGACAUUUGUGUACAGAUUUUUGUGUAGAUGUUUUUAUUUCUCGUGGGUGUAUACCUAAUAGUAGAAUUGCUAGGUCAAAUGGUCAUUCUGUUUAACUAUUUGAGGAACUGCUAGACUGUUUAUCAAAGCAGCAGUACCAUUUUACAUUUCUAGUAGCUGUGCCGGAGGGUUCUAAUUUCUUUACAUCUUGUCAGCACUUGUUAUUUUCUGUCUUUUUUAUUAUAGCCAUUGGUGGGUGUGUUAAAUCUUGAAAUGUUGUUUUUGAUGAUGAACGUAAUACCACUCUUUAAUUUGUUACCAGCAUAGUAGUAGUAGACCAUAUGAGUGUUGGAGUCAAAAUGAUCAAUACCAGUCCAUUUCAGUUCACUAACACCUAGGAUAUGGAUCUUAAAUGAUUCCAUUUUGUUAAUGACAACUUCCAGUUUUCCUUGAUUCAUUUUGUAUGUUUCACAUUCCAGUUACUAAUGGAUGUUGGCUGCUGUUAUUGCUCAUUUUGAGUCGUGCCACAUCAGCAAAUGAAGGUACCAAAGGUUUCCCUACUUUGAAAGAACUCUUCGAAGUUUUAAAAAGCAGAAGUGUCACUUUGAUAACUAAGGUGUGUCUGAUGCAAGCUUUGGGCUUUUUAAUCACCGUCAUAUGCAUGUGAGGAGCCCUGGUGGCACGGUAGUUAAGAGCUCGGCUGAUAACCAAAAGAUUGGCAGUUGGAAUCCACCAGUCACUCCUUGGAAACCCUAUAGGGCAUUUAUUUCUGCUCUGUCCUAUAGGGUCACUGUAAGUUGGAAUCAACUCAGUUGAUUGUUUAUAUGCAUGUGAAAGUUGAGUAAUGAAAAAGGAAGACAUAAGAAGAAUUGAUGCGUUCAAACUCUGGUGUUGGCAAAAAAUACUGAAUAUACCAUGGACUGUCGAAAGAAUGAACAAAACAGUCUUAGAAGAGGUACAAAUGGAAUGUUCCUUAAAGGCAAGAAUGGCAAGACUUGGACUUGCUUACUUUGGACAUGUCGUCAGAAAAGACCAGUUAGAAAAGGACAUCAUGCUCAGUAAAGUACAAGGCCAAUGAAAAUCAGGAAAACCCUCAAUGAGAUGAAUUUAUCCAAUAGUCUCAACGAUGGACUCAAAUGUACCAAUGAUCAUGAAGAUGGCACAGGAUCAUGAAGAUAGUACAGGACCAACACAACAUUUUGUGUUGUUAUAAGUAAAGUCUUCAUGAAUUAGAGCUGACUUUAGGAAAAUGAACAACAACAGCAGUGAGCAUGAAGUGGUAUCUCAUUGUGGUUUUGAUUUGCAUCGCAUUGAUGGCUGAUGAGGUACCUAGUCGAUAGUCGCUGGUUCAAACAGUGGAAAAAAUAUGUUGGUUUUGACAGUUGGGACAAAUAUCAAAUGGGAGAUCAAAAUGUAUACCCUGGACCCAUUGAUAACUCUGGACUUCUGAAAGAUGGUGAUGCACAAUCACUUAAGGAGCAUCUUAUUGAUGAAUUGGAUUACAUACUAUUGCCAACUGAGGGCUGGAAUAAACUUGUCAGCUGGUACACAUUGAUGGAAGGUCAGGAGCCAAUAGCAAGAAAGGUGGUUGAACAGGGUAUGUUUGUAAAACACUGCAAAGUAGAAGUAUAUCUCACAGAAUUGAAGCUCUGUGAGAAUGGAAAUAUGAACAAUGUUGUAACUCGAAGAUUUAGCAAAGCUGACACAAUAGAUACAAUUGAAAAGGAAAUAAGAAAAAUCUUCAAUAUUCCGGACGAAAAGGAGACCAGAUUGUGGAACAAAUACAUGAGUAACACAUUUGAACCACUGAAUAAGCCAGAUAGCACCAUUCAGGAUGCUGGUUUAUACCAAGGACAGGUGUUAGUGAUAGAACAGAAAAAUGAAGAUGGAACAUGGCCAAGGGGUCCUUCUACUCCUAAGUCCCCAGGUGCAUCCAAUUUUUCAGCUUUACCAAAGAUCUCUCCUUCAUCUCUAUCAAAUAAUUAUAACAACAUCAACAACAGAAAUGUGAAAAACUCAAACUAUUGUCUCCCAUCAUAUACUGCUUAUAAGAACUAUGAUUAUUCAGAACCUGGAAGAAACAAUGAACAGCCUGGCCUCUGUGGCCUAAGUAACUUGGGAAAUACGUGUUUCAUGAACUCAGCUAUUCAGUGUUUGAGCAACACGCCUCCACUUACUGAAUAUUUCCUCAAUGAUAAGUAUCAAGAAGAACUGAAUUUUGACAAUCCAUUAGGAAUGAGAGGUGAAAUAGCUAAAUCAUAUGCUGAACUGAUCAAGCAAAUGUGGUCUGGAAAAUUUAGCUAUGUCACACCAAGAGCCUUUAAGACACAGGUAGGACGUUUUGCACCUCAAUUCUCUGGAUAUCAGCAGCAGGACUGUCAAGAACUGUUAGCUUUCCUACUAGAUGGACUACAUGAGGAUUUGAAUAGAAUUAGAAAAAAACCAUAUAUACAAUUAAAAGAUGCUGAUGGAAGGCCAGAUAAGGUGGUUGCUGAAGAAGCCUGGGAAAACCAUUUAAAAAGAAAUGAUUCUAUUAUAGUAGAUAUAUUUCAUGGCCUUUUCAAAUCAACUUUAGUUUGUCCUGAGUGUGCUAAGAUUUCAGUAACAUUUGAUCCUUUUUGUUACUUGACACUUCCACUGCCCAUGAAAAAGGAACGUACCUUGGAAGUUUAUUUAGUUAGAAUGGAUCCACAUACCAAACCUAUGCAGUACAAAGUGGUUGUCCCCAAAAUUGGAAACAUAUCAGAUCUUUGUACAGCAUUAUCGGCUUUGUCAGGAGUACCUGCAGAUAAGAUGAUAGUUACUGAUAUAUACAAUCAUAGAUUUCACAGAAUAUUCGCUAUGGAUGAAAACCUUAGUAGUAUUAUGGAACGAGAUGAUAUUUAUGUGUUUGAAAUAAACGUCAAUAAGACAGAAGAUACAGAGCAUGUGAUUAUUCCUGUUUGCCUGAGAGAAAAGUUUAGACACUCAAGUUACACCCACCAUACUGGCUCUUCACUUUUUGGUCAGCCUUUUCUUAUGGCUGUACCACGAAACAAUACUGAAGAUAAACUCUAUAAUCUCCUGCUUUUGAGAAUGUGCCGAUACGUCAAAAUAUCUACUGAAACUGAAGAAACUGAAGGAUCCCUACACUGCUGUAAGGACCAAAAUAUUAAUGGGAAUGGCCCAAAUGGCAUACAUGAAGAAGGCUCACCAAGUGAAAUGGAAACAGAUGAGCCAGAUGAUGAAUCCAGCCAGGAUCAAGAACUUCCCUCAGAGAAUGAAAAUAGUCAGUCUGAAGAUUCAGUUGGAGGAGAUAAUGAUUCUGAAAAUGGAUUAUGUACGGAGGAAACUUGCAAAGGUCAACUCACGGGGCACAAAAAACGGUUGUUUACAUUCCAGUUCAACAACUUAGGCAAUACUGAUAUCAACUACAUCAAAGAUGAUACAAGGCAUAUAAGAUUUGAUGAUAGGCAGCUUAGGCUAGAUGAAAGAUCUUUUCUUGCUUUGGAUUGGGAUCCUGAUUUGAAAAAAAGAUACUUUGAUGAAAAUGCUGCUGAGGAUUUUGAAAAACAUGAAAGUGUGGAAUAUAAACCUCCUAAAAAACCCUUUGUGAAAUUAAAAGACUGCAUUGAACUUUUUACAACAAAAGAAAAGCUAGGUGCUGAAGAUCCCUGGUAUUGUCCAAAUUGUAAAGAACAUCAGCAAGCCACAAAAAAAUUGGAUUUAUGGUCCCUGCCUCCAGUACUUGUGGUACAUCUCAAGCGAUUUUCUUACAGUCGAUACAUGAGAGACAAGUUAGAUACCUUAGUUGACUUUCCUAUCAUUGACUUGGAUAUGUCAGAAUUCCUAAUUAAUCCAAACGCAGGUCCUUGCCGCUAUAAUUUGAUUGCUGUUUCCAACCACUAUGGAGGGAUGGGAGGAGGACACUAUACUGCUUUCGCAAAAAAUAAAGAUGAUGGGAAAUGGUACUAUUUUGAUGACAGUAGUGUCUCAACUGCAUCUGAAGACCAAAUUGUGUCAAAAGCAGCAUACGUACUCUUCUACCAGAGACAAGACACUUUCAGUGGAACUGGCUUUUUCCCUCUUGACCGAGAAACUAAAGGUGCUUCAGCUGCCACAGGCAUCCCAUUAGAAAGUGAUGAAGAAGAUAGCAAUGAUAAUGACAAUGAUAUAGAAAAUGAAAAUUGUAUGCACACUAACUAAUGAAAGUCAUGGAAGCCAUAAAAGAGAGACUUUCCUGCUGGUGGUAUCUGUUGAAAUGAUUGAAGUUACCCACCACAUUAAAACAAGAAGUCUGAGAUGGGGAGUUUCAGAUAACCGAAUGUAAAUCCUUUAUCAGAUUUUAACUUGUGCAGUACUUGAAGUGAAACACAACGAAAACUUUAACGGAAAUUGUCUCUUAAUACAUUUACAGUCUUGUAUUUACAAGCUAAAUAUAUAUAGGAAAUCACAAAUAAACCCCUUUUAAGUUUGCUGCUGUUUUGAUGAAUUAUGUUUUCUUUAAUUUUUUGGAUGUGAGUUAACUGAUGACAAAUGUUAAAUUUGUAGAUGUUGGUCAUUUAUUUUGCUCUAAAAAUACUGCAAGAAAACUAUGGCUGAACUUAGUUUUUUAAUAACCUAAUUUAUGUGCAUUAGGCUGCCAUGUAUACUACUAUGAUAUUUUAGCUACAAUAUCCAUGUGGCAUAAAUACUGCAGUAGUAUUCUUGGAAAACCGAAUUUCAAGUCUAUCCUUGGUAAUCAGUGUGAGCCUAUUAAAAAACCAAAUCCUGAUAGAGGAAACAAUCUUUAAAAAGUUAUUUCCUUUUGUAGUAUCAUUAAAAAUCCAGAAUAUGAUGUUUAUCUUACUGCUACUGUGGAAACAGGUUCUAGAUUUCACCCUCCAUCUAAAGUCAUUUUUCAGUUAAAUGUAAGGUUUUUUUGUUUUGUUUUGUUUUUACUGCUACUGGGAUUUAUUCCUUAGACGUUCAAAUUCUUUUUGACUUGCUUUUUAAGAUGCAUAUCUUUAAUUUGAUGUUGGUCCAAAAUUAAAAUUUUCCUGUCUGUUUUUGUCUACCCCUUUUUUUGGUAAUUUGGCCAUUUUUAGCUCUCCCAAUUAUGUAAUAUAAGGACAGACAUAAUAUUCUGUGUCCAUAGUAAUAAUUGCAUCAAGUUUAGAUGACAGAUUUUUUGGCUUUUAAAUCAUUAAUGGGCAAUCGGCUUUAAAGGUAGGUCUGUAAACUUUCUUUGUGUGUUCCUGAUGGAAUUCACCAUAGCCUUACCGCUUUUCUCAGAAGAUAAUUUGUUGUAAGAGAGUUGGCAUUUGCAUGUUCCAGAGUCAGAACCUGUACAGUAUAUAAAGCAUAUAAACCUUGAAUUUGAUUUUAGUUCACCACAUUCAAGGAUCCAGGAUGCCAAAAAUAAUGUGUGAACAUUUGAAACAUUUUUCAUUUUGCUGCUUUUUCCCUUUGAUCUAGUUGAAAGAAUGUAUUGUCGAUUGGCAUACAAUACUGCCUUUAAUAGAAAAUCUAAAUGCUGGGACACAUUUCACAUAUCGACUACCUGAGAAAUGGCUUUGUGUCCCACUGUUAUUAAAGCAAAAAGUAUAAUGUUCUUCACUUGAACUAAUCAAAUACAAUAGAUUAUAAAUUGUGUAUUGUAAAUAAAAGUUCACUCUGUGAGUGCACAUUUUGGUAAAUUAUUUAUUUAUGUUAGCAUUAAAAAGAAAAAGAAAAAAAUGCAUUUGACCAGGAUAAAUGAGGUAUGUUGAUCAUGGCUUUGCUUUAUACCUUGGUAUUAAAGCUGGUUUUUCAUCCUGGUAUUUUAAAAGCUGCUUUGGGUUUUUUUCUUUUUUU
Molecule: messenger RNA, 8764 nt
Organism: Loxodonta africana (African savanna elephant)
Lineage: Eukaryota; Metazoa; Chordata; Mammalia; Proboscidea; Elephantidae
Gene: USP15
Product: ubiquitin specific peptidase 15
Exons: 22
Coding region: 4271-7135 (954 amino acids)
Biological process (GO): protein deubiquitination
Cellular component (GO): nucleus
Molecular function (GO): cysteine-type deubiquitinase activity
Source: RefSeq, a predicted model, not a curated record